This is a messenger RNA of Medicago truncatula (barrel medic), 1162 nucleotides long. RefSeq lists its product as uncharacterized. The record is from RefSeq and is a predicted model, not a curated record. Bases 585 to 995 code for a protein of 136 amino acids. The transcript has 2 exons. Lineage: Eukaryota; Viridiplantae; Streptophyta; Magnoliopsida; Fabales; Fabaceae.
AAAUAUAGAAGGCGCGUAAUACACAUUUCAUUCCCACACUUUUUUUUCUCCAAAAUUUUCUCUCCACUUUCACAAGUCGCGCCAUAACACCCCACUCCUUCUUUCAAUCUUUCAUCCCAUCAAAAAAUCCCAAAAUCAGUUUCAUCUUUCUUCCCCAAAGUCAUGGCUUUCUUCAGAAAACUUAAUUGCAUCUUUCUUCCCUAAACCCUAAUCCCCAAAUUAGUUUGUUACCAUCCUCUGUUGUAAGCUUUCUCAAUCAGUUCGAAUUCUCCAUACACACAAUCUACUGUGCUUUUUGUCCCUCACGAUUUGAAGAUGUGAAGUCUGCAAUUGGUUAGUGAGACAUGAUUUUACUAUUUAUAAAUAACUAUAUUUUUCUAUAAUUUUUUUAAUAAAGUUAAAAGCCAUAAGUUGUUCCAAAAGCUUCCGCGGUUGAUUAUUAGGUUAAAUAUGUUAGAAUUUCUUUAUGACUGGUGUAGGAACUGUGUAUACAUAUUUUCUUUGAUUUUGGAAAAUUUGAGUUGAAAUUGAAUUGCCUAGAGGUCAUAAGCUGUCAGUGAGUUGUUUUGGGAAUUUUGCCUUAAAUGACUAAGUUGUGGAUUAAUGCAUAUACUGAUGAUGCUAUUGGAAAACUAUAUGGUGCUGAGCACUCGGGUCGAGUACGCGGUUUGGGUUUGGGGGUUUGUCCAACUAUUGCUUUUGGAAAGCGUAGGCAUUUCACAGAUUUUAUUCAAGCUGGUAGCUCUAAUGAAAAGAAUGUUGAAGACUUACAGAAGCAAGUAGAAAGUUUGGGAGAAAAACUAAUUGGAUAUGAAAAGACUAAGGAACAGCUUACACAGGCUCCAGAGAAGCUUACAAAAACAACUGAGCAACUUACACAAACGACCGGUCAACUUGAACAAACGCAAUAUCAUUUGGCAAUUAUGGAAAAGUUCAUGCAGCAUAAAUUUGGUGAUGAGUUGUCUAUGUUCAUCAAUAAUGUUCCUCCAUCUUAGUUUUCACUUAUCAAUGUUGCACUCUAGCUUUUCACAAGUACUAUAUAAUUUAUUUUUUGAAGUUAAGUAGUUGGAGUAUUAUAAUUGUUAAUUAGUUUAUCUUUAUGUUGGGGUCAACUUUUGUUAGUUUUUUUUUUUUUUGUUACAUCAACUUUUGUUAGUUUUUU